This is a messenger RNA of Oncorhynchus tshawytscha (Chinook salmon), 8071 nucleotides long. RefSeq names its product forkhead box protein O4. The coding region runs from base 2016 to 3884 and encodes 622 amino acids. NCBI's taxonomy places the organism in Eukaryota, Metazoa, Chordata, Actinopteri, Salmoniformes, Salmonidae. The record is from RefSeq and is a predicted model, not a curated record. Gene Ontology annotation, molecular function: RNA polymerase II cis-regulatory region sequence-specific DNA binding; DNA-binding transcription factor activity, RNA polymerase II-specific. Gene Ontology annotation, cellular component: nucleus. The transcript has 3 exons. Gene Ontology annotation, biological process: regulation of transcription by RNA polymerase II.
CGCAGUACACGUUGUCUGGCAGUGGUAAACAGACGUCAGAAGGGAGUCUUCGCCUCAAGUCAAAACAAAACAAAAAAAUAGAUACGAUGACUGAAUAUUUUGACAUCCAUAAUGGACACAAGUCAAGCAAAACUAUCUACUGAAAGGGGCAAAUUCUAAAGGAAGGUACUGAAGGCAUUUUUCCGACUUUUGAAAGGAUUUAAAACUCCGAAAUAACUGGAGUUAGCCAGCUAGCUAGGUGGCUAUUACGCUAUUUCCACAACUACGUUUGGUGUGUUGAGAGUGCAGCCGAUGUGUAAGAGAGUAAACUUCAAGAAACCGUGGAUUCCGAACCGUGCUUUAACGUAUCCAGGGGACGAGGACUGACUCAAGUUAGGCACAUUCUGAAGGUUUGUGCCCGCGUGAGCAUCGUGUGCUGCCGCUCCACUGUGUAGAGAAACAUGGCAGAUGGCGACACGCGCUUGCCCACAAUGUGGAGGAGAGUGCAAACCUGAACCAGAAAACCACGGACUUUCUGAUCGAUUAUUUUCCUCAAAUUCUUGUUACAGACCAUCAUGAUCAAACUGUUCAGUAAGGUUUUGCUCUCAACAUUUAUUUUUGUCGGUCGACUUAAAUUACUAAACUAGCCAAGUAAUAAUGCUGUAGAGGAAAGAAACGACAUCCAGCAUAACAUUACUGUUUUGACUUAUUUUCAGCAGUAAACGUGGCAUUGGUUAGAUAAUCAAAUAUAGCAUAGUUUUUACUUGAAAUAUUGAUCAUCUUAUUGCUAUAGCUCCAUGAAUCCACAAAGUGACAUUGUUUCACAGGUAUGAGUGACGGCUAGAUGUAUUGUGCAUUUUGUUAUCAAUUAGUUGUUGUUUACAUAUAUAUCACAAUUAGAAUUGUGAUAUAAAUAUUGUAACUUUUUAUCGGCUCCAGUAUUAUAUUGGAGCGCGAGGUUAUUUCUACGUGCGAAGGAGCGAGACGGCACGUUGUUUACAAGGGCAGACCGAGGCAUCGUUAAAUUUAGCUAGUUGACCAUUUGUAACGAACGCUCUUUUGUGACAGUGACCCACUGUGUAAUCCUAAUUUGUGAGUUCUUUUCAAAUAUCUGUUCUUGGGGGCGACUCUAUUUUAAUUUUAUUUUAACUCAAAGGGCAAUUUUUUUUUAAAGGAAGACACAAUAAAUAAACAUUUCAGUUUAUAGUGUUGUGAUACUUAUAAUUUUAUAGCUACUUUCCCUUUAAUUAGCUCACAUUUUCACAAACUUCUCAUAGAUUUACAUUGUCUCCAACAAACUACCAAAACUAAACUGAGAAGUUUUUAAAUUUGAUAUAUAUAUAUAUACCACACAGCAACGUUUUACCAUAACACGUUAUGUGGGCCAUCAAUUGCAUUGUAUUCUGAUUGCAAUCCAGAUGUUUUGGUGUGCAUUCCUCCCUGAGUUCCCUUUGUUCUUUUAUACAAACAAAGGAACCCUCAUCACAGCCUUUCUUUGCUCUAUGUAAAUAGGAAGGUUUAUAAUAGUUACUAUUAAGGAGAUUAUUUGGGUCCCCUAAUCUCCAAUCUCAGGAUUAACAGACGCUAUAUUGGUGUAUCCAGAUUGUGUCUUUCUUCUACGAGUCCCCUUAAUAGAGGAUGGGAAAUUGCAUUUUUUUGUACAAUAGUUUAAGUUUAUAUUGAACUUUUGGUUAUACAAUAAUUUUAUUAGACAAUCUAGUUUGAACAUAGACUCAUCAGAUAAUAAUAAUAAUAAUAACAAGCAUUUCGCUACACCGGCAAUAACACCUGCUAAAUAUGUGUAUGUGACCAAUAACAUUUUAUUUGAUUUAAUAGGCCUACAUUUUGGUGUGCCUGUUACAAACACGUGUUGACAAACCUCCCCAGAUUAUAUAUUUGUUUUAUUUUUAUUUAGUAGAGAUUUUUCAGUCUGACUUAUUUAUUUUGACGUUUUAUAUUUGAAGUAUUAUUUCUUAGUAGUCAACAUUUAGAAUAGUUCAGAAGUGAAGCAAAUCUUUUGUGGAAAAUCUCUUACAAUGGAGGAUUCAAAGGUACCCAAGAUUGACCCAGAUUUUGAGCCGCAAAGCAGACCUAGGUCGUGCACAUGGCCUCUCCCCAGACCCGACAUCUCAGCUGUUAAACCGGAGGGGGCAGACGGACCUGAAUCCGCUGCGGGAACCCCUCCCGCCGACGAGGAUAAGCAAGAGCAACAGCAAAUCGUAUGUGAGCCUGAGAAAGUUGUGGUCUCAGAGGGAGGAGUUGUAGCCGGAGUGGGUGGAGCCACGCCCCGAAAGGGAUCAUCCCGGCGCAAUGCAUGGGGGAACCAUUCCUACGCGGACCUGAUUAGCCAGGCUAUUGAGAACGCUCCAGAGAAGCGCUUAACCUUGGCACAGAUAUAUGACUGGAUGGUGAAAACUGUGCCUUACUUCAAAGAUAAAGGAGAUAGCAACAGCUCAGCAGGGUGGAAGAAUUCAAUUCGCCACAAUUUAUCACUCCACAACAAGUUCUUGAGAGUUCACAAUGAGUCCACAGGCAAAAGUUCCUGGUGGAUGCUCAACCCAGAGGGGGGCAAGACUGGGAAAGCCCCCCGGCGCCGUGCUGCCUCCAUGGACAACAGCAGCAAACUGCUAAAGAGCCGGAUGCGGGCCAAGCAGACCAAGAAGGCAGCAGCAGGCUUGGGCGGGACCACCGGGGGAGACGGUGAUGGUGUCGCAGACAGUCCCAACUCCUCCCAGCAGUUCCCCAAAUGGGGGGUGAACAGCGGCAGCCCCUCAUCCCGCGGUAGCCUAGACGACCCUGACAUGUGGACCAGCUUCCGUCCACGCACCAGCUCCAACGCCAGCACCCUGAGUGGCCGGCUGUCCCCCAUUGGUCCCGGCCAGGAGGAUGAGGAUGACCUGCCUGAGGAAGGUCUACUGGGCUACUCCACGGGCAACCUGCCGCCAACCCUCACCGAGACACUCAUGGAGGAGCUGGACCUGAUCGAUGGCCUGACGCUGAUGACAGAGCAGCAAGGAAGGGCUAGUCCCAGCACGGCCCCCAUGGUGCCCUCCACCCCUCUGCCCUCCGCUUCCACCCUGCUUCCCCGGGGGUCCGGGUUCCCCACAUUCCGUCAGCUGCAGCCACCCAACCUCUCCCAGGCCACCAACCAGAUUGGGGGACAGUCCUCAGGCACACAAUCUGGCAACAAUAACAACUCCAAACCCUCAAACUAUGGCAACUCCCUCUUCAACCCUAUGCCUACCCCCGGCUCCCAUGGGACUGGUCACUAUGGCACCCAUGUAGGCUCCAGCUUGGAGGCAUUGCUCACUUCGGACUCCCCGCCUCCCAGUGAUGUCAUGAUGACCCAGGUGGAUCCGCUGAUGCCCAGUCCGGGUGGAGUGGGGAUGAUGGGCAUGGGGGGGCCCAUGGUGGGAGGGCGGGCCAAGCCCAACCAACUGUUGCUGGGGAAGGGGCUUGAGCCCAACACUGUGGCACCCAUGGGGAUGCAAUCUCAACUCCAGUCCCAGCUCCAGCAGCAGCACUCUCAGCUGGGCAUGAGCCUGUCAGGCAUGGCCCAGGACUCUCCACAGUUCUCCGGCCUCAAAGCCCAGCAUGCACAGCUGCCAGGUAUGGGGCUUCACCACGGAGGGGGCCUCUCCGCCAAUGCAGGAGGAGGUCUGCCAGGGAUGGGCCAGUUCGGAACGCCGAGCUGCUUCCUGCCCAGUCAAGACCGCUUGCCCACCGACUUGGAUAUCGAGAUGUUCACAGAGAACUUGGACUGUGACGUUGACUACAUCAUCAACAGCGACCUCAUGGAUGGAGAGGGCAUCGAUUUCAACUUUGACCCCAUAAUCCAGGGUGGCCAAAGCUACUCCGGCCCUGCGACCACGCAGAGCUCCGCCCACAACUGGGUACCCAGCUAACUUCCCAGCAACCCUUGCAGUGUUAGCCAGGAGAUUAAUCAAGAACAUCAUGAAGUCAACAUUUGUAUUUGACUCUUUGUUGCGGGUAAGGAUCCCAAUCACACAAAAACUCAACGACACUCACAACAAAGAUCACACCUGGUGCAUUCCCAUUCCUCGUCUCCCUAUUGGCUGAAGAUCCGAAGCAAUUUUUUUAACCUUUGCGUUUGUACUUUUGAGUUUUCUUUGGAUUUAAGGACGAAACAAGACCUCAGACAUCCAUGUCACGUGCCAAUACAAGUGGAUGGUCAGGAGAUCCACCAUACAUGAGACACACCCCCCCCAGACACCCUAGUAACACUUGCAACUUUUGGGGAGUUUGCCGUAUGUAUUUUCUUGGAGUGUUUUUGAGAGAAGUAUGACAGAAUUUAUUUAGAGUAAAAAGACAAAACACAACAAACAACUCUAAACUACUUGGAGUUAAUAUAACAAUGAAUAUUAUUACUAUACCAAAGUAGUUUAAGGAUUGAUAUGGUACACCUCAUUGAUGUCUUUGAUAUUGAAGGUAAAAUGGACAGGGCACACAGGAAAACAUGGCCAGUUUUCGUAUAAAUUGUAGGUGGUAAACGAUUACCGACCACCCCCAACUUAGACAUAAAAUGAAGCUGCUGCAUCUGUAUAUAUGGAGGGAAUGUGGUUCAAACACAAAAACACUCCUCUGUACCUUCCCCAAUGAAAAUAUUGAGAAGUUGCAGCUGGACUAUGGACGGGUUGGUUGUAUGGCAACAAAACCAACGGGCAAAACAGAAAGGGCUGCAGCUGCGUGGGCCCAGGCCCAUCCAAACAGAUUGAGCAAAAAAAAUAAAUGAUAGUAACCGUCUUUUUACCUAAACAUGCAAACACCAUUAGAUAGAAUUCAUAGCAAGCAAUUUUCGGUCAGUUUUGUUGCCGACUAACUAACCCUCAUUAACCGGUCAACAAAUGGUUACAUUUUUCCCAAACAGUAAAAUGACAUGACCAACAGAAAAUAUCCUACUAUGCAUGCAUACAAGGAACGAACAUGUUUCAUUGUGAACUUAAUGGAAACAUGCAACAACAGCAAGCCUAUCGUCUUACAGUCAAAAGGCUAUAAUGUCUAUUAUUGAACGUUCAACUCCUGUAAUGAAGCAGUUAAUAAAACCUCCAUUUCAAACAUUUGCCAAAAUGCAAUUCGCGGGAAAACACCAUUCUAAACAGCACACCUAAUGCAAACGGUUCCAUAUGUGACAGAUAUGAAACUUAGAAUGAUGGGGAAUCUAAUAGCAACAACUAAGAUGGUUUGCUAGUAUGACUAUGAUUGUGUCUUUAGGUUCUGGACAACGAAAGAAAGAUAUGAAAACCAAUAGAGCAGUAGAAAAUUAUGGUUUAAUGGCAUGAGGAAAUCUUUAUAAAUAAUAUUUUCCUCCAUGUUUCUAUGGUUGGAUUUUGGCAAGGCUACUUUGAAGCAAGGUAAGACAUGCCUCAUUAUUUAAAGUAAAGUAAAACGAUCAGGUUUCAAACAAUUAUGCUGCCUCAAGCUCACAUUGUAAAGUGGUGGGUGACUUGCUGAUAGCCUGCCUACCGUUGACUAUAGCAUAUGCACUCAAAUGGCGAAUGGGAGGUGCACUUGAAUUAUGAGUUGAAUUUGAGAAAUAAAAAUUGAUAUUUUUAGCUGUGGCCAUCAAAACAGUUAACACGCAAUGACUGGGCUUAUAAAAUAAUAUUUCACUGCAGUACCAGCUUUUUGAGGAGCUACUCUCACGCUGUCUGACAGGUGGUAGGCUAUUCUGCUCCUCAAACUAGACUCUGUAUGCUGUGCUUGUGAUAACUAAGAUGCAUGACGACUAACAAAAAUAUACACACCAAUUUAAUUUCACAAAGUUAUGCAAAUUAACCUAUAGACCGAUAAGCAUGACUGAUCAAAUGUAUUUUCGGCGGCUAACCUAUUAACCGUUAACAUCCUUACAAGAAGUGCACUGGAAUAACAUUCAGAUUAACUGGAAUGACAUUCACUCUCAUGGGAUGGGUGGCCAAAAAUAACUAACUGAAAGCCACACUCCCAAUAAGCCAUGAAUAUGACCGCAUUGAGACAUAUGUCACUGUGCUUCUAUGACUAUGUGCAAUAUAUAAAUGCACCAUACCACUGCUUACUUUGUUAAUUUAGCAAACAAGACCGCUCAUAAUCCAGUGCCUUUUUUACAGUCAAUACACGUAUAUGAGUUUUAAAAAUGCUAAUUUUUCUCUGCCUCAUGACAAAAUAAAUAGAAUUGCCGUAAAUUAGGGGGGAACCAAUUCAUUUCUGGCUGCACUACUGCAUGGUUGGCUAAGAUUGUUGACAACAUGUAAACUAUAUUUAAUCUCCAAAUGUUUAUUGAAAACAGAAAUACAUUUGCACAAUGAGUGCUUGUCUCAUAGAUCGUCAGUCAAAACACAUUAAAACAAGACACGGUAUCAAGAACAAGAUAAAACUAGCUGAAAUGAGCCACCUACGAUUCCCCACAUGGCAACUUCUUGUCAUUGUUACUAGCCAUCUGACCAUUCAGAAUCAUAACAAAGCUCAGCUUCUGGCCCCAUUGUGCGUCAUUUUCGUGACGUCAGCCAACCUGUAUAACGCGGGCAAAGUGUGAAGAUGUUAAAGGUCAUUGGAUGAGACUGAGUUAAGGAUGCACGAUUUGACAUUGGACUCUGCAGGUUGACCAAACUUAGUUGAGCGUUUGGUCGCUUGAUGGUACGAAACAUGUGCUUUUGUUUCUUUUUCAUUGAAGAGACUGGAGCUACAAGGUAACUAGGUGUUAUUUAAUUGGUAAUUCAGUAAUUGAACAGUGCGGGGUAUGUGAUUAGGGCCGGGGGACGACACCAGUAUCGCAAUACUCCUUAGUAUCGUGGCAAGGAAAUAAAACACAAAGCAGAUUGAACUUCUUUAUCAAAACUAUCAUUAUGUUGUCAUCCAGGGUCACAUGUAUUUAUUUUCCAAGCUAAAGCACACAAUAUUUUACAUACAGCAGGUUUUUAAAGGACCAACAAGUUGGUCUACUUCGUGUUUUUAUUUUUGCCAUAGAAAAAAUAUUGCGACACUGCUAUCGUCCCGGCCACAUAUGUGAUAUGCAUUUACAGUUUGGCAUUCGUGACUCUGCUCAGUGUGUGCUAAAGCGCAGGGUGGAAAUAACUUUGGGGGAGUAUUAUUUUCUCUCCUGAUGUGCAAUUUCACCAACAAUAUGAAGAAAUGUGAAUUGUGAACUUUUUACAGGGGGCAUUCAAAGGUAAUUUUAUUUGCCAACAAUUGAUUUGGUUGGCCAAGUGUUAUAUCAUUGAAAGCAGUAUUCCUCCACUGCUGUAUGGGCCACUUGAAGGUUUUACAUGUUGUGUUUCAAGGCACUUGGGAGUAUUCCUGUCAGGUGGCAAGCAUACUCAAAUGGCAAAAGAAGAGCUGAAAUCCAAGUUUGGUUGAAUCAUUUCAUCAGAGGAGGAAGGUUGUAUACGUGCUAUGCACAUAGACAUGACAUGCUAUGCAGAUCAAUCAGGAGAAGUAAAAUAAGUCUUGAAGGAAAUUAAGAUCUCCUUUUGAAGGGUUUUGCUAUUUAAUGUUUUCCUUAAAUGUUAUAUCGCUUUAAGUAAGGGAAACCGGGGCUUCAUGUGGGAAUAAUUUCUCACUAAUUACACUUUGUUAUACAUUACUAACCGUUUUUUAAAUGAAAUUAAUACAAUGUGUGAAGUUUAAAAAAAAAAAAAAAAAAAAAAAACUAUAUUUGACUAGUUUAAUAUACAAUUUAGAUGGAGGUUAUAAGUGAAAUAUUAACAGAUAUUAAUAUAUUACUAAUCAGAAGAAGUAAAAAAUUUAAAUUGGAAAAACUAUUUCAAAGAUCAUUUUUAACAGUCAUUUUCUAUAUAUUCUUUUAUUUUUGUAAAAGAUGAGAUGCAUGUAGUUUUUAUACAUAACCAAAGGAACACUAAGAAUUGCAUGGCAGAUAAUGGGGUGCUUGGGACAAUGUAUUUCAGUGCAGAUAAGCUUUGCAAGUGGAGCCUGUUCAAAGACCUGUCGUUUUAACAAAUGACAAGGCAGGUGAGGUGAGGCCAAAUGCAUCCGUGGACCAGUAUAACUUGAUUUUUCAAAUUGACUUGCCACUUAUUUAGUUAAUUUGACUUGACUAUUGUGAAAUUUAAAUCCAAAUAAAAACCUCACAUGGAAUUUA